AGCAUCUUCCCCUGGAAGGUGAAGGGUCUGGAGUCCUUCACCUAGGGUCUCUUUUCUUGGCACCCUGUGUUCAUGGCCUUGGCGUUCUGCCUGUGCAUGGCUGAAGCCAUCCUACUCUUCUCUCCUGACCACUCACCCUUCUUCUUCUGCUCACGAAAGGUGCGGAUCCGACUACACUGGGUAGGGCAGACCCUGACCAUCCUGUGUGCUUUCCUGGGCCUGGCCUUCAUCAUCUCCAGCAGGACCCGAAGCGAGCUGCCCCAUCUUGUGUCCUGGCACAGCUGUGUGGGGGCUCUGACGCUACUGGCGACCAUUGGGCAGUCCUUGUGUGGGCUGAGCCUCCUCUGCCCCCGGGCAGCCAGGGUCUCUCGUGUGGCUCGCCUCAAACUCUACCACCUGACAUGUGGGCUGGCGGUCUACCUGAUGGCCACACUUACAGUACUUCUGGGCAUGUACUCAGCAUGGUUCCAGGCCCAGAUCAAAGGAGCUGCGUGGUACCUGUGCUUGUUCCUGCCUGUCUAUCCAGCUUUGGUGAUCAUGCAUCAGAUCUCCAGUGCAUAUUUGCCAAAGAAGAAAAUGGAAAUCUGAUUCUGAGCUCCUACCUGGACCCCCUCCCUUUUCCCUUUAGCUCCUUCCUCCCCAGGGUAUGUAGGGCACUUGCUUUCCUCUUCUGUGACUUUCCCUGUAUUAUUCCUCCAACCCAUCGAGGCAACCUGGAAUUUUAGAAAUCCGAGUUGCUGUUGGGUGGCAGUUGAAAAGUUCAGAAAUAGAAUAACAUUCGAAUUGGGUAAAAGGAGGAUGGUGGGGAAUAGGGAGCCUAGACCUCAGCUUAUUGACUUGAGGUCAGGGGCAUUGUGAAGAACUGGGGUUUCUUGGUAGUUUAGAUUACUGAGGGGUGAGGUUAUAUUUGAUUAUGAAAGAAAGCUAGGGUUGGAUGCAUAUCCCAAUCCACUGAAGAGACAGGGUGGUAUAGGAGUCAGGAGACCCAGUCUGCACAAAGCAGGGUGGCUUUGGGUCAGCUUUCAGGUUCUGGUGAGGACUCUCCUUCUUCACCUAUAGAAUGAGGACAUUGUGUCAGACUAUCUCUGAGUUUCUGUUCAACUCCAAAAUGUCUUAUCAUUCUGUGAGGUUGAUCUUGAGGAGGAUAUCUCUACCCUCUCGUGACAUAUCCCUUGGUACCCUUGUCCAGAGACAGACCUUCUUAGGGUAGGGCUGCCUGGACAAUGGGGUUGACCUAGGGUAGUCAUUCUUAUGUUUACUUUUGGGCUGUCUCCAGUAGAGGGGAAGAAUGUGUACAUAGGGUCUUUUCUCAGGUACAGAGGGACCAGGCUUUGUAAGUGACAAGGGACCAGAUCAGGCUGGGGCCCGUUUCAGAUGUCCUAGGCUCCAGAUGGUGAAGCACUAGUCACUUUAACACUUUGGGGUCUGGGGUGAAAUCAGAAAACCCAGCCAUCCCUUUCCCUGGCUGGCUUUGACACCAGCUUGCCAGAAGUCUCUGAGAACUCAAUAUUUUCUGGGACUUGAGAACUGAAUGCUGUCUUAAGGGUGGGUUUCAUGGGUAAUAAGUCUGUGUUCAGUUGUACCAGGCUGGGUCCUGGGGCUUGCUGGGUUUUCUCUUUUUCCGUAAGUACUGUCCCAACAGUCUCAAUCCUUCGGUUUUGUCCUUCUUAGGGCUUAGGUUCUUGCCUUAGCAAAGUCUCUUGAGAGACAGGGAGAGGUUGGAUCGACCCUUUUCAGGGCUAGGGGUGUAUACAAAUGGACAGAUAUAUGUGAGGGUCAAGUUGCAGGUUAAAGGGCAGAAAAGUGUGGUGGGACAGCCCCUUGAUCCAGCUUAUUCUUUGUUCUUCCUCUCUUCUCAUUUUCUGAUCCUUCCUUAGACCCCAUCUCUUGUCUCUUUGUAUCUUGGAUGGUCAGGGUUUUGGCCUAGAGUUACUGAUUGAUUGAAUUUGGUGCUAGGUAUCAAGGGAUGGCCUAUUCUAAUCUGAGAUCUCAUUGUGGUUCCCAGGCCUUUUCUUUGUGUCAUGGUACUUAACUGGCAAACAACGGUCCCCUAGCUGGUAUAUUUUAGUCCAUCUUAGCCAAAGGGGAUUGAGCCUAGGAGUAAGGCAACACUGGGAAAGUCCAUUACAGAAGGGACUCAAAGGAGGGGCCUUGAGAGCUCAGGGGAAUCCCCAGGACUGGUGUGAAGGACCAGAAAAGAACAUUGGUGCUGGAGCUCAGCCUUCUGGUAAUAGUGGAACAGUGUGGGCUUUGGGAUGAAGUUCUUAGAUACCCGCGUGGCAGGUGCCCAGUAUGGCACAUCGGCAGGGUGAGAAGGAAGGAUGGCAUGAUCUCCAGCACGCAGGAAUGGGAGAGAGGAGGGCAGAAGGCCCUUCUGCAUGAGACAUCGUCCCCAGACAUAUGAAGUGGCUGAGGGGCCUUCUGAUUGCCAAGCAACUUUGGUGAUUGUGCAGAUGAACGACCUGCAGGUUUAGGUUCUGUCCCUGGCAGCCUUUGUGCUCUUCCGGCUUUCUACUCCCUUCUAAACUGGACAUUUGUGGGGGAAGCUUAGUUUUGCUGAGCAGAAAGGGAAAGCAUUGUCCUUCAUAGUUUGUGUUUUGCUUUGAUGCCAGAACAGGGUAGUUACUAGGGCAGGGGGAAGGGAGGGUUGGUGGGUACUAGACAGACCUCCAGCAACUGGUCUUGGCAUGGUGUUGUCACUUAGACUCCCAGUGGUCCAGUCCCAUUUCCUCCCCCUCCUUGUCUCCCUCAUCCUAGGCACCACCACCCUUCUGACCUGCGCCUGAGUGUGGGGACAGUGUCCUAAUUGCUCUUCCCAGAGGGAGAUGCUAUGUGGCCAAGCAGGCCUGGUCUGAGAGCUAAACAGUGGCGCUGCAAUAAAGUCUGAGCUUGACUGGGGUGUUGUAACCUCCCAGGUGGUGAGGGGGCGGGCAGGCGGGUGUGUUGACAGCCAGCCGGCAGUUUGCGUGGGCUGUGCCAGCUGAUGUCUAUUCCCGGCCGUAGAUGGGGAGAAGCCAUUUCUUUUCUGCAAGAGGACGGGCCCCAGCUGCCACGGCCUUCCGGCAUCUUCCACCCCUCUGUUCGCCCGGCAGGUUUGGAGAGCCAGGGACAUGCUUGAGGCCGAUUGUGGAAGGCCCACUUGGCUGGCUGGCUGGCUGUAAUAUGGGCAGUAGAUCACCAGAGGGAGCCCUCUUCCUUAGCAGGAGAAGUUACCUCACUCUCCCCCCUCCCUCCCCUUUCCACCUGGCUUCCCAUCCAGCCUCAGCAGCUGGACCCCCAUUAGCACUCUGUGCCAGGGCUCUGUCCCUCCAGCUGGGAUGGUAGUAGCUGCCGGCUGUUUGUAGCUCUCUCCUUCACCCCUCCUCUCCUACUUUCUCCAUCUGGGACGCUUGGCUUCAUAGACAGGAGGCAGAGGCCCAUGGCUGACUACUGUCCCCUUGAGCAUACAUACCCAUGACUAGGAACUGCUUGUAAUCGGGAUUUUUUUUUAAGUCAGAGUGCUUGGAUUUCAAAAAAAUGUGCAUGUCAUUUGCACAAAUUUGUGUAUUAGGAUCCUUACACUCUGAAUCUCUAUGUAGAAUAAACCUGUAAUUAGGUUCAAAGUAAAUAUUCAGGGUACUAGAUGUAUAGAAUACAGAUGCUUUUGAAACCAAGCCAUUUAAUUCAAUCCCAUAUUAAGAUAGUUCCUCCACACCUCUCCUGGUUCCACUGUGCCCUCACAUGGCUUCCCAUUGAACUGGGAAUAGAAUGGGAGUUGGUGCAUCUGGCCCCCUGGCACCCCUUCCUCGAACUGUCAGUGAAGGGAGGGGAGUCCCACUCGGCCUGUUUCUCCUCUCCCUUCUGCUCCCCCCCAUCCUGCCAUCUGACAGAGCGUCCUCUUCUCCCUGACCUCCCACCUUAUUCCUGGGGCUGUCCGAUGAUCCCUUUUCUUUGAUUUUCAUUCUCCCCCUCCCCUCUCCCUCCCCUGUACAGAUUCUACAUAGCUUCUUUUUGAAACCUCAGUGUGGGAGAUUCAGGCCCUCUCCCUGAGACAGCUGGCUGCUGUGCCAAAGUCUGUUCAGAAUUAAUAAUAAUCAUUAGCUGACAUGGCGCUGGUGCCUUUUAGCGCCAGAUCUCUAAGCACUUUGAAGGCUGAGUCAGGCAGCCCUCAUAUCCCCUCCUCCCCUCCCCGCCAUGGGGUGGUGUCUUGGUGGGAAGGAAACAAGGAGUCUUAUCUCCUAGCCUUUCAUUGAGGAGACUUUCCUUUCUGAGUGGGAGGACAGAGUCCUGGUGUCCUAACAGGAUUGUUAGGCCCAAAGACAAGGUAUAGGGAACAGCAGUGUAAGUUCUAGCUCAGGCUGGCAUCUGAAUGCCAUAGUCCUGGCCUUUCUAAGGCCCCUCUUCCAGAACUCAGGGCUCUGGAAGACUGUACCACCUGCUUGUCUGACUUGUGACCUCUGGUGGGAAGAGAGGGACAUCCCAAAUCAAGAGGCCUGGGUUGUCGUUAGUCCUGGGGUCCGCCACUGAGCUAUGUAAUCUCGAGUUCAUCAUGUAACACCUGCUGCCACCUACCUCGAAAGUUGUCACAAGGGUUACUUGGGGAGCAGGAGGCAGGUCCGGUGAAGAAAACACUGGGCUCAAGUUCUGACACUCUGCCACUUACUGUGUGACUUUGGGCAAGUCGCUUAACUGGAACCCACAAACUCAUCUGUAAAAUGGGGAUAAUA
This is a messenger RNA of Vombatus ursinus (common wombat), 4706 nucleotides long. RefSeq names its product cytochrome b561 domain-containing protein 1. NCBI's taxonomy places the organism in Eukaryota, Metazoa, Chordata, Mammalia, Diprotodontia, Vombatidae. Gene Ontology annotation, molecular function: transmembrane monodehydroascorbate reductase activity. The record is from RefSeq and is a predicted model, not a curated record. Bases 73 to 588 code for a protein of 171 amino acids. The transcript is spliced from 3 exons.